Molecule: messenger RNA, 2539 nt
Organism: Xyrauchen texanus (razorback sucker)
Lineage: Eukaryota; Metazoa; Chordata; Actinopteri; Cypriniformes; Catostomidae
Product: transmembrane protein 165-like
Exons: 6
Coding region: 170-1084 (304 amino acids)
Biological process (GO): calcium ion transmembrane transport; Golgi calcium ion homeostasis; manganese ion transmembrane transport
Cellular component (GO): Golgi apparatus
Molecular function (GO): manganese ion transmembrane transporter activity; calcium ion transmembrane transporter activity
Source: RefSeq, a predicted model, not a curated record
UUAAGCUAACACGUUUGUUUUUGCCUUAGCGUCAGCCUUUCCGUCAAGAUGAACGCGGUGGUCUGACAAGACCGUAAAAACAAAACGUGGAUGUAUACAGAUUUAAAAUUGUACUAUCUUAAUUUACAGAGUAUUUACACACCAGAAGCCGUGUUAGCCAGCACUCAAGAUGACACGCCGGGCCGGUGAGCGUCAUGGCGGGCACAGGAUUAUAUGCUUCCUGACCCUGAACGUCGCGUUUUUAUCAGCGGGAAUUUUGGCAAUUCAAGAAGAGAAUAAAGUCAUUAAAGAGGAGCAGCCUGUGGAGCUCCAGAAGGCCAUCACCGGUCAUGCACCUGGUCCAGCAGUGAGUGUCGAUGAGCCCAGUAAUAGAAACCUGGGCUUUAUUCAUGCCUUUGUGGCAGCCAUUUCAGUUAUCAUUGUCUCUGAACUGGGAGACAAGACAUUCUUCAUUGCAGCAAUCAUGGCUAUGCGCUACAAUCGCCUCACGGUUUUGGCAGGUGCCAUGUUGGCUCUGGGACUUAUGACGUGUUUGUCAGUCCUGUUCGGCUAUGCCACUACCAUUAUUCCACGGAUCUACACUUACUACAUAUCGACAGCACUGUUUGCCAUCUUUGGAUUGAGGAUGCUGAGGGAGGGACUGAGGAUGAGUGCUGAUGAAGGGCAGGAGGAGCUAGAGGAGGUUCAGGCUGAGAUAAAGAAAAAAGAUGAGGAGCUUCAACGCUAUAAGCUGGCAAACGGAGGGCCCGAUGUGGAGGCAGGGUCGGCAGCGACCAUGUUGCCCCAGAGGAAGUGGCACAGUGUGAUCUCACCCAUAUUCAUUCAGGCACUCACCCUUACCUUCCUCGCAGAGUGGGGUGACCGUUCUCAGCUUGCCACAAUCGUACUGGCUGCAAGAGAGAAUCCAUUUGGAGUAGCAGUUGGUGGAACCUUGGGACACUGCCUGUGCACAGGACUGGCUGUAAUUGGUGGAAGGAUGGUGGCUCAGAAGAUAUCCGUUAGAACUGUUACAAUCAUUGGUGGAAUCGUAUUCCUUGCCUUUGCAUUCUCUGCCCUCUUUAUCAAGCCCGAUUCUGGAUUCUGAUUGAAGAAGUGACUGUUGGUUUCAUUUAGUACAUGCAAUCAUCACAGUACAACCCAGAAUAAGGGAUACAAAUGGAGAGAUUGUAAAUUUUUGGAUGGCUUGUUUGUUGUGUAUUUUUUUUUUUGUGUGUGUGUGAAACAAUAAUUUACUGCUCAUGUCUUAAUGAGCAUUUUAGUUUUUUUUUCUUCUCUUAAUUCCUCCAACACCCCCCAUCCCCCCCAGUAUUCCAACAGUUGACUUGAACUAUUAGUCAUACAGUAUUUUCCUGGGCUGGCACAUACAUAAUGUUUUAAAUAACCAAUCAUGAACCUUUUUUCAUAUUGUUUUACCGUGUGAUUGAUCAGUGCACUUUGGGUAAAUCCUGGCCCUUCAAACUUGGUUUCAGUCUAAUAUAGAUAUGCCCAAUUCUCCUUCACUACAAGAACAACUGUAAAACUAAAACUGGAUCAGCCAUAAAAUGCACCCUUCAACAUCCCCAUGACUCCCUGUACUGUCUAAGCACUGCACAGCAUUAAAUCUUCUUGCAUCUCAGGAGCAUUCUUGGGUAAGAACCUCAGCAAUAUAGCAGUAUAUUGUAAUUCCUUUAACCAUAACAAACAUACUUGUUAUGAAUGUUGUACAAAAAGUACUGUAAUGAAAUUGCUUUUGCAAUACAGUACAGUCCUGCCUGUUGAUGAUUGGUGACGUUUUCUAUCCAUACUGUAAAGAAGUCGAAGGCUGAAAAACGCACUGCUUUACCAAUAGUAGUAUGAAUUUAUGUUGGGUUUACUUCUAGAUCGUCCAUCACAUGUGGCCUUUAAUCCAGACACAUUAUUAAUUGGUCAUUAUUGUUCAAUCAUAAAUGCAUUUAUGUCCAUAUGCACUUGAUACCUUCCCCAUAAGUCUUAUUGAAAUGCUUUUCACAGACUCUCUGAAAAGUAGAGAGUCUUGAGUCACACUUGAAUCUGCUCAUCAAGGAAGAGUAAUUUAAUGAUUUCUGAAGUCUGCCCUUUUUCCUUCGAGCAGUUUUUAUUUAUUCUUCUAUGGAGCCCUGGAAUGAGGAGAUUUUUUUUUUUUUUCAAUGUUAAAUAAUUUUAUUUGUGUUCAUUAGUCAACGAGGGGAUUAGCUUUGCUUUUUUGUAAUUUUUCAGGGUACUUCAUUGUCAAUAUUUGACAGGCAUUGUUUAACUUUGGAAAGUGUGUUGAAUUAUCUGUGACAGAGGAAUUUAAGUACAAAAACCUGUAAUUCCUGUAAAUAUUGAAUAAAAUCUCAGUCUGUCAGAUGUGGUUCUUUUUGAUAAUUUGAAUACUCAAUGUGUAACUUAAGAGCAAAUGAUGCUAUUUCUUAAUUCUAGCUCUAAAGGCUUAAGAACCUCUAGAACAUUUAAGUUAACAGAUGUGUAUAUGUUGCAUGUGAUGACAAUAAUAGCAUGUAUUAUAUGUAUGUAAAAAUAUACUUUUGAACAUACUGUGUUC